This is a messenger RNA of Colletotrichum higginsianum IMI 349063, 2235 nucleotides long. Its product is annotated as Sda1 domain protein. The coding region runs from base 1 to 2235 and encodes 744 amino acids. NCBI's taxonomy places the organism in Eukaryota, Fungi, Ascomycota, Sordariomycetes, Glomerellales, Glomerellaceae. Gene Ontology annotation, cellular component: nucleolus. Gene Ontology annotation, biological process: ribosomal large subunit biogenesis; ribosomal large subunit export from nucleus. The transcript is spliced from 2 exons. The record is from RefSeq and is a predicted model, not a curated record.
AUGGGAAAGCGCAAGGUCACCGCCCUUGAGAAGGUCGAUAUCGACUUCGCGAGUCUGCAGUACAAAAUCCGCCGGGACCCCAAGUCCUACGAGGAGAACUUCCUCCAGCAAUGGGGCCAGUACGAGAGCCAGCGCGAGGUCUUCCUCGUCUCGCCGACGACCGCGACGAGGGAAUACAUCGAGUCGUUCCAUAACCUGGUCGAUCUCCUCGCGCACACCGUGGACCUGUACCCGAAGCACGCCGUCGCGUUCCCCGACGACCUGAAGGCGAUCCUGCUGCAGCACCACGAGGUGUUGCACCCCGAGCUCCGCGAGAAGAUUGUCGGAAGUCUGGCGCUGCUGCGCAAGAAGGAAGUCAUCGACUCAACGACCUUUCUGACGACGCUGUUCCCGAUCCUUGUUUCCUCGCCGAGCAAGACUCUGCGGACACUCCUCUUCCAGAAGAUCCUUACCGAGAUGCGCAACGCGAACUCCAAGGCGACAAACCACCCCCUCAACCGCACAAUUCAGACCGUCCUCUACAACCUGAUCACGGCCGAUCGCACUUCGCCAAAGGCCAUCUGGGCCGUGAAGCUCACCCGCGAGCUGUGGAAGCGCCAGAUCUGGACCGACGCGAAGACCGUCGACGUCAUGAAGGAGGCGGCCCUCUCCGACAACGAAAAGGUCGUCAUCGGCGCCGUGCGGUUCUUCCUCGGCGGAGACAAGGAGCGCGAGGAGCUGGAAGACGACAGCAGCGACGAGGAGGAGAUUGACCUGAACAAGAUGAAGCAUCAGAUCGGCAUCAACAAGAAGUCCAAGAAGCAGGCGAAUGCCUACAAGAAGGCCGUCGCCAAGAUCCACAAGCAGGAGCGUGGCAAGGCGAAGCCUCACCCGCUCAACUUCUCCGCCUUCCACCUGUUGCACGACCCGCAGGGCUUCGCCGAGAACGUCUUCCAGAAGCACCUGCAGAACACCAAGACGAAGCUGGCGCACGAGAACAAACUGCUUGUCCUGCAGCUGGUGACGAGACUGGUCGGUCUCCACCAGCUCACCAUCAUCAGCCUGUACUCGUGGUUCAUCAAGUUCCUCACACCCCGCCAAGAGUCCGUCACCUCCUACCUGGCCUCGCUGGCCCAGGGAACGCAUAGCCUGGUGCCCCCGGAUGCGGUCGAGCCGCUCAUCCAGAAGAUUGCCAACGAGUUUGUCUCAGAAGCCGCCGCCUCCGAAGUAGCCGCCGCCGGUCUUAACGCCAUCCGCGAAAUCUGCGCAAGACAGCCCCUGGCGAUGACCGACACGCUGCUGCAGGAUCUUGUCCAGUACCGCAAGAGCAAGGACAAGGGAACUAUGAUGGCUGCCAAGGGUCUUUUGUCGCUCUACAGGGAAGUCGGCGCGGACUUGCUGGUGAAGAGGGACAGAGGCAAGGACGCAUCCAUGGGCUUGAGGAGCGGCGAGAUCAAGACGAAGAGGUUCGGAGAGCAAGCGGUCGGAGGCAUCGAGGGCAUCGAACUGCUGGCCAAGUGGAAGGAGGAGCAGCGCAAGCUCAAGCGCGCCGCCAAGGGUCUCCCCGAGGACGGCUCCGACAAGGAAGACGAGGAGGAAGAUGGCUACAAGUCCGAAGACUGGGAAGUCGACUCGGACGACAGCGACGACUCUGGCGGCUGGAUCAACGUCGAGCACUCGGAAGAUGAGGAUGACGAGCCCGCGCCGAAGAAGCGCAGGACAGGAGAGGACGGAUCCGACUCGGAGGAGGACGAGGACGAAGAGGACUCCGCAGCCGAGAUCGAGAGGAUACAAAAGCUCGCGACGACGACGAUUCUUACGCCGGCCGACCUCCAGAAGCUCCAGGAGCUGCGCAUGGAAGCCAGUCUGAACAAGACGCUGGGCAACCGCUCGUCGAAGCGUCAAAAGGAGAUCGAGAAGGCUCUGGCGCGCCACGCCGACGACGGCCUCACGGCGGAGCAGAUCGAGGCGCCGGCCAGGCUGCGCAAGACGACCAAGGAGGAGAGGGUGGCGAUGGCCAAGGAGGGCAAGCCGGGCCGCGACGAGCACAAGUCGACGCAGGCCAUCCGCCGGUCCAAGAAGGACGCCGAGGGCAAGAGCACGACCAACAAGGAGAAGGCCCGCCAGAAGAACUUCUUGAUGACGCUGAACAAGGCCAAGUUCAAGAACAAGAGGAGUCUGGUGCAGACGCGCAAGGUGCUGCAGGGCCACAUCGACAGGAGCAAACGCGGCGGAAGACGCGCCAACGGCAUGUAA